UUUAGAGGGAACGUGGAGACUAAUUUACAGGGCUAUUGUUUGUUUGUUAUGAGACCAAGACUACAAGACACGAAGGAGACAGCACACAUAUGGCUACCAGGUAUAAACACACUUAUGUAUGGAGGAUUAUCGCUGGAAGAAGUUCAUAGUUAAUCUAGUGAAUGGAUGAUAGAUUCUAUUCCAGGAAUAAAGUGGUGCUCUCGGUCACUCUCCGUCAACUCUCGGUCACUCUAAACUCAGUGUGGCCUUUAUCUCUUAGUCGUACCACGACUAGUAAUUCUAGAAACCUUGUAUACCUGAUAUCGCUGACUUAUCAACAGAUACGAUUUAAAAGGAGGGAAUCGUAAGUCCACUGCAUGGUGAAGAAGGUAUUGUUUAAAUAGUGUUGUCAUUGAUGAAAUAUUGUGGCUGUAAAGUUUAGGCAUCGUUUCGUGUCGAUUCUAUUAUGGAGAGCGGUUUCCGUUUUUUAAUAUUCACAAGUCGAGAAUGGACGCCACCUUAGGCUUUUUGAAGUUGAAAGUGCUUACAAUUCCGAUAAGAUUGAGAUUUCGUAUGACUCCGAAUCUGUUACGUUUGACGGAGGACGCCUUUCCUCUUUGUGUUUCCAUUUUCAGUGACGUGUACAUUACAUCUUAAUGGAUGGCCACAAGAGAUCACUGUCUCGUGAUGGGUCCGAGGAACCCCUGGUGGCUGAACCCUUGGUGGCCGAACCCUUGACCAACGGAAAGCCUUUUGCUGUAGUGGACAUGGACGUAUUAUCUUAUGCCGAGAAUUCUAAACGUAAACCAGCAGAAAUAACUGACACGUUCGGACAACUUCUGGACUACUGUUCCGAGGCUGUGAAUACGUGUAAAUCAGCAGCACAUCGCUGGUUAAACGACGCCAUUUUCAUUGCUCUUGUCGUUGCAUAUGUCAUCUACAUCGUCUUUGUCAUCGUUUUUGACACCACGACCGCGUUCUGGGCAUGCGUGGAUGUGGCUAUCGUCUUUCUGGUCGUUAUACACAGGUUCUGGGGGAUCUCAACUGUCCUUGGCUACAUCACAACACCUCUUCUGAAAAUUCGUAAACAAUACUGUGUCAUUAGUCCGAAACGACAGGUUUUUGCUGGAAGGUUUUUCACAGCCUUCCUGUUCGUGGCUCUAGUGGUGUACCUUAUCGUGGAUCUACAUGACGAACCGGAUAGACUUGUCCCCCUCGGAGGCCUCAUUCUAUUCUUGAUCCUCAUGUUCAUCACAUCUACUGCCCCAUCAAAGGUAGAAUGGCGGGCAGUACUAUGGGGAUUAUUACUACAGUUUAUAAUGGGAAUCAUAAUUCUGAGGUGGCAACCUGGUUACAAGGUGUGUAAACUAAUGGGGGACGCCGUAGCCUACUUCCUCUCCUUUACCGACUACGGCUCCAAGUUCGUGUUCGGCGAAAAAACCUACACUAUGCACGUCGUGGUCUUCAAGAUUCUACCUGUAGUGGUGUACUUCAGCGCCGUAGUGUCUAUCCUGUAUUACUUGGGAGUGAUGCAGUUCAUCAUUAAGGGGCUGGCCAAGUUGUUCCAGUAUACCAUGAAGACCACAGCUGUUGAGUCCUUUGCUACUGCGGCUCAUAUCUUCAUUGGACAGGUGGUGUCUACCGUUGCCUUGAAGCCGUUUCUGCGUGAUCUCACGUUAUCCGAGCUUAACGCCGUGAUGACGUCAGGAUUUGCUACAGUGGCUGGAACAGUCAUCGCUGCCUACAUCGAAUUCGGGGUUCCCGCUGAGCACGUGAUCACUGCGUCAUUUAUGUCGGCCCCGGCUGCACUAGCAGUGAGUAAACUCAACUGGCCGGAAACGGAAGUACCACGCGGGAAGGGAAAGGAUGUCUACGCCAAUCUCAACGUCGGGAAUGAGCACAAUAUUAUGGAAGCAGCUUCAGCCGGGGCUUUGACGGCCAUCAAACUAAUCUCCUAUGUUACCGUCAAUCUCAUUGCCUUCAUUUCACUCCUCGCCUUCGUUGACUAUUUCUUGUCCUUCAUGGGGUCACGUGUUGGUCAUCCAGAGGUCACGUUCCAGUUUCUCUGUUCGUACAUAUUCAUGCCGUUGGCUUUAGUGAUGGGAGUUCGAUGGGAGGACUGCGGUAAGGUAGCCGAGCUCAUUGGCAAGAAAAUAUUUAUCAACGAGUUCCUGUCCUUCGCCGACCUCGGCAAGAUGAUCAAGAACGAUGAAAUCAACGAACGUUCAGUCGUGAUAGCUACUUACAUAUUGUGCGGGUUUGGUAGUAUAGCCGCCAUGGGCAUCAAUUUGGGCGCAUUUACUGCUGCAGAUCCUAGCAGACGACAGGACUAUGCUAAGGGCAUGCUCAGAGCCAUGAUUGGCGGGAACGUCGCCUGUUUCAUGACUGCAUGUGUGGCAGGUGUUUUAUACCAAGGAAGCCUUAUACAGAACAUGGUGGCAUUAAACACAACAAUCAUCAAUACUACCUCACUGAAUUCUACCUCAUUAGUUAAUGACAUGUUCAACUAUUCAUCCGUUUUCAACACUUCAAUUGAUCCUGGUUAAGGUGGAGCUAUGUUGAUGUCUUCGUCUGGUUGUUUAUGGAACCUUCCCACCAAACACUAUCAGCAUUACAGAAAAGUGUGGAAGAUUUUUGUAUGUGAUAAAGCAAUGUUUAUAAUAAGUUUUUCUAAUUUACCUAUACAUAAUUUAUAGGUAAAACCUUUUUAAAGCAUUUUAAAAAUUUCGUUGUUGAUGGCAUGUUACAUCAUAUUUUGUAGAAUAUAUAAUCAUAUGUAAAACCACGGAGUAAGACAGAUAUACAAUGUAUCCUUGUUCAUGGUAAAUCCAGACUCUGGAGAAGGAAAUUUGGACGUUGUGGUAUAUACUUGGCUUUCCGACCCACCUGUAUCAUAGUUACUGGCCAAAGUGAUACCGGGUCUAGGGAUUGUAGCUUCAAAUUGUAUAGUCACAAAUACAAUGUGACCAGAUUCUGUUUAAUGUGAAUCAAGUCCAAAUAUACGGUCAAACAGCUUUAAGUAAUUACAGAUUCCUAAAAUGAAUCACUAUUCACCCACUGAUCCUUUCUGGGAAAGAAUCACGGGUUGCUAUUUAUAGUUCACCCGACACAUCUUUACUUAUAUAUUUAAAACAGCAUUUUUUGUUAUAUUUUAUUUGUUGUAACCCUGGUGAGGAUUUUGGGAUUUUUUUAACGACUUCGAUUAUUGCUAAAGGUUUACGUUUAUAUUGUAAAUGUUUCACGUAAUUCUAUAAACAGUAUAUUAUUGUAUCUCAUUUGUAACAGUUUAAACAGAGUGCCUUUAAUGUAAGUUUAGUAAUUAAUUAAUUGAAUGUAAAAGGAGUGUAUUUUAAGUGUCAAAAUGAUGUUGUUUUAUCUGUAAAAGUGCAAAAUGUUAUCAGGUAGAGUUGAACCUCAUCAUGAACUGGGCGGGACCAUGGGAACAGUUUGAAAUAACCAAGUAUUCGAUUAAAGCCAGUUUGAAAGCUUUGUGUAAGGUCAGGUAGAGACCAACAAAACGCUUCAAAUUAAACAGAGUUUUGAGUUAUACGAGUCUGUAUAUUGUGAAACAGAAUCCUGUGAGAGAGAAGAUAAAAGUCUGGUGUGAAUAGAAUGCAAUAGAUUUGUAUAGACAAUCAAUUAUCUUGGUGCCUUAUGAGUUGUGUAAGGAUGUCACGGAUCUAUUUAAAGCUGGAGAGAAUUGUUAACUAUAAGACUUGUAACGUUUUGUCAAAUCAAUAAAAUAUUUAUUUUUAA
This is a messenger RNA of Ylistrum balloti, 3735 nucleotides long. RefSeq names its product solute carrier family 28 member 3-like. Lineage: Eukaryota; Metazoa; Mollusca; Bivalvia; Pectinida; Pectinidae. Gene Ontology annotation, cellular component: membrane. Gene Ontology annotation, molecular function: nucleoside:sodium symporter activity. The record is from RefSeq and is a predicted model, not a curated record. The transcript has 11 exons. The coding region runs from base 636 to 2525 and encodes 629 amino acids. Gene Ontology annotation, biological process: nucleoside transmembrane transport.